CUGUCUCUCUCUCUGCCUCUCUCUCUGCUGUCGCUUCUCUUUCCCCCAUGGCCUUAUUCUGCUAGCCUCUGCUUCUCUCGCAGUCCCACUCGUAGGUCUAAGGGGUCCCCAAAGACGGAAUUUUUACAGGGUUGCCACCUGAAAGGACCGUCAAAACGGCUUCUUGUAUCCUGAACACUAGCAGCAAGCUGAAAAGACUUGUGGAAUUCAUGGCUAUGGGGGUCUCCAGCUCUCAAACCACCCCUUUUCGACCACUUUCUUCCUCUGCUUUCCCAUUAUCCUAUUCAUGGGUUUUUCAUUCUGCCGCCUCUAGGUCCAACUCGGUGGCUUCCUCUAGAACCCUUUGCAGGGCAAAACAUUUCUUGCGACUUAAGACAGGUUCUUCUACCUUAGCUAAGAUGGUUUACCAUGGCACAGAUGAAGAUGUUUCUAAUGCCAUUCUAAAGAGAACAAGUAAUAACCAGCGAAACAAUGAACCCAUGCUAGUUCAUGCCAAUUCUAUGGCACCAUCUUUUCUAUUUCGGUGCGGGACUAGACCCAGUGCCUCUCCUGUUGCUCCUCAAACUACUAUCCCCAAUUCAUGGAUCAGUUUAACUCACAAGAUGCAAGAGGAUAAAAAGAUAUUUAGAGACACUUUACAAGAUGGUACCAACAAUCAAAGUCGUACUAGUAUGUGGAAGACUAACCUGUCCAUUAACUCAACUGAUCAGAAAGCAGCAAUUUCUGAAAAAGUUGAAGAAGGUAGUUUUAUUUAUGAUAGGGAUCAUAAACACCUGCAAACCUGUACUAAACCAAGGCCUAUGGAAAACAAACAAGUAGUUGUGAAGGAAAUAAAUGGUUUCAAGCAGCAAAAAGGUUCAACUACUUCAGAAAUUUCUAGCAGUAAGUUCUUGUUAGAGAAGACUUUUGAGGAAAAGAAAGACGCAGGAGAUGCAAGCACAGAUGCUACUUGUAGGGACCAAAGUACUGAUGAGACUAUCAUAGUCAGCAUUGACAAGGCAAACCAGGACAAUAUUCUCAAGAAUCUUAGCAACAUUUAUGGCCGAGUACUUGUUGUAGAUAAUAUCUCCCUUGCAAAGAAGGUUGUUGGGAUGCUUACAACCGAAUACAGACAUCUUGUUCAUGCAUGUGAUACUGAGGUAUCAAGGAUUGAUGUGAAGCAAGAGACACCUGUUGAUCAUGGAGAGAUAAUAUGCUUCAGUAUUUAUUCUGGAAAAGAUGCAGAUUUUGGAAAUGGCAAGUCCUGUAUCUGGGUAGAUGUUCUUGAUGGCGGUGGCCGGGAUCUUCUGGUUGAAUUUGCUCCUUUUUUUGAAGAUCCUUCAAUAAAAAAGGUUUGGCACAAUUAUAGCUUUGACUGCCAUGUUAUCGAGAACUAUGGUCUUAAGGUUUCUGGAUUUCAUGCUGACACAAUGCAUAUGGCACGUUUGUGGGAUUCAUCAAGACGAAUAGAGGGUGGGUAUUCUCUUGAAGCACUUACAAGUGAUUACAGGGUAAUGUCUAGAGGUAACUCGUGGAAACAUAACUUGCAGAAAGAAGGAUUGAUUGGUAAAAGAUCAAUGAAAACUAUCUUUGGAAAGAAAAAGGUGAAAAAGGAUGGAUCAGAAGGUAAAAUUGUCACCAUUCCUCCUGUGGAAGAGCUACAACAAGGAGAAGAACGCAAAUCCUGGAUAUCUUAUUCUGCCUUAGAUGCAAUAAGUACACUAAAUCUUUAUGAGAGCUUAAAGUACAAGCUACUUAGAAUGCAUUGGCAAUUUGAAAGAGCAGUUCCUCAGGAAAGCAUGUUUGACUUCUAUCAAGAAUACUGGCGACCAUUUGGUGAGCUUCUAGUUAGAAUGGAAGCUGAGGGAAUGCUGGUUGAUCGUGCAUAUCUUGCUCAGUUAGAGAAGGUGGCUAAAGCAGAGCAAGAGAUCGCUGUUAAUAGAUUUCGCACCUGGGCAUCCAAGUAUUGCCCUGAUGCCAAGUAUAUGAAUGUGGGAAGUGAUGCCCAGCUGCGCCAGCUCUUGUUUGGUGGCACCACUAACAGAAAGGAUCCCAAUCAGAGUCUUGAUGAUGAGAGAAUAUUCAAAGUUCCCAAUGUUGAUAAAGUGAUUGAAGAAGGCAAAAAGUCCCCCACAAAGUAUCGCAGUAUCAAGUUGUGUAGCCUUGGUUAUGUACUACCUGCUGAGAAGUUUACUGCCAGUGGUUUGCCCUCAGUUAGUGGCGAUGCUUUGAAGAUCCUAGCUGGAAAGGUUUCUGUAGAGUACAAUUUUGCAGAUGAUGCCUGUGAUGAAGCUUCAAAUGCAGAAGGGCCACCUAUUGAUGACGUCAACACAUCUGAUUAUGGCACAGCUUAUGAAGCAUUCAGAGGAGGAGAAAAAGGGAAGCAGGCAUGCCAUGCUAUUGCUUCAUUAUGUGAAGUUUGCUCCAUUGACUCUUUAAUAUCCAAUUUCAUUCUCCCAUUGCAGGGGAGUAACGUCUCUGGCAAGAAUGGGCGUAUCCAUUGCUCAUUGAAUAUAAACACAGAAACUGGGCGCUUGUCUGCUAGGAGGCCAAAUUUGCAGAACCAACCUGCCCUAGAGAAGGACAGGUAUAAAAUCCGUCAGGCAUUCAUAGCUGCUCCUGGGAAUUCUCUUAUCGUAGCUGAUUAUGGUCAGCUGGAAUUAAGGAUUCUUGCACAUCUUGCCAACUGUGAAAGCAUGUUGAAUGCCUUCAAAGCGGGUGGAGAUUUUCAUUCAAGGACUGCAAUGAAUAUGUACCCACAUAUCCGUGAAGCCAUUAAGAAUAAGCAAGUUCUUCUUGAGUGGCAUCCUCAACCUGGUGAAGAUAAACCACCAGUUCCACUUUUAAAGGAUGCUUUUGCUUCUGAAAGGAGAAAGGCUAAAAUGCUUAACUUUUCUAUUGCAUAUGGAAAAACUUCAGUGGGCCUCUCCAGGGAUUGGAAGGUUACUGUGGAAGAAGCCAAGGAAACAGUUGAUCUCUGGUAUAAAGAUAGGCCAGAAGUGCUUAAGUGGCAGGAUCAACGUAAAUAUGAAGCUGAAACGAAAGGAUGUGUUUACACAUUGCUGGGACGGGCUCGCCGUUUCCCAUCGUUUGCCAGUGCCACAAAUCCUCAAAAAGGUCAUAUGAGACGGGCUGCUAUCAAUACCCCUGUUCAGGGAAGUGCUGCUGAUGUUGCCAUGUGUGCCAUGUUAGAAAUAUCAAAGAAUGCACGUCUGCAGGAGCUUGGUUGGAGGCUUAUUUUACAGGUUCACGAUGAAGUGAUCUUGGAAGGACCAACUGAGUCAGCUGAGGAAGCCAAGGCAAUAGUCGUUGAGUGCAUGUCAAAACCCUUCAAUGGCAAGAACAUACUUAAUGUUGACCUUGCGGUUGAUGCCAAGUGUGCUCAAAACUGGUAUGCUGCAAAGUAGACGGUGGGAUCUGGCAGUAGCUGACAUCAAUUUUGGCAUCCUACACUAACCUGCGGUGGUGAGAUUAUUUUGUGCCUUGAUGAGGUAGCUCAGUGCCUAGACCAUCCAGAGUUCUUUGCUGGUUUCGGCAGUCGGUUUGAUUUCUUGAAAGGUUUUUGCAGUAGGGAUCAGUAUGGUUGAGCUGAUGUGGUGUUGACUGAUGACAUUAGCUCCAGCAAUUCUUACUGAAGGAUGGAUAUGGGUGGGGUAAACUGACGCUUUGCUAGCAUUGUUUAUGUGCGAGAAUCGCACCGGGUGUACAGUGAAUUUGUUGAUUAAUGGUUCAUUGUAAGAAAUCCUAGACUGCUACUUUUAACAAGGAUGGAAAGACACGGCUUAACUGGAUUAUAACUGAUAUAAAAUGCGUCCAAUUCU
Molecule: messenger RNA, 3800 nt
Organism: Rubroshorea leprosula
Lineage: Eukaryota; Viridiplantae; Streptophyta; Magnoliopsida; Malvales; Dipterocarpaceae
Source: the annotation of a GenBank genome assembly